Messenger RNA from Brassica napus (rape), 2521 nucleotides. Its product is annotated as polycomb group protein FERTILIZATION-INDEPENDENT SEED 2-like. The record is from RefSeq and is a predicted model, not a curated record. The transcript is spliced from 13 exons. Lineage: Eukaryota; Viridiplantae; Streptophyta; Magnoliopsida; Brassicales; Brassicaceae. Gene Ontology annotation, cellular component: nucleus. Bases 749 to 2203 code for a protein of 484 amino acids. Gene Ontology annotation, molecular function: chromatin DNA binding.
UAAAUCGGUCAUUAUUUAUGUUUAUUAAUGAUUCUUUGCAGCAUAUGUGCAGUAUUAUUUGAUAGUCGACUAACAAAACUAAAAAUAGCGAAAGUUGAAGCUGUAUUUCUUAGUUCGUAAAGCCAAGAUCAUAACAAAAAUUCAAUUCAUUUAAUAUCUUUUGAGAUAUUAUCUUACACUUUACUCUUUCUUUUUCAAAAGAAAUGUUUUUGGACUAUUUGAUUUUUUAAGAACAUGCUAUUUAAUUGAAAUUGUUGUCGUUAUUUUAAUAUGUGAAUUAUUUUUUCUAAAGUAUGUGCUUUAUUUUGAUAAAAUCAAAUAUUUUUAUUUGAUAUAUCAUAAUAUAGUUAAUAGUAAUGUGUUGGAAAUUAAAUCUAAAUUCGGGAAGCUUGAGUUCAUAGCCGACUCUUUGUUCUAUAUAAUUUUAAUGGGUUUAUAUUGGGCCAAAUUAAUAUUUAAUUAUAAAAUUAUAGAAAAUUAAGGUCCAAACACAUAUUGAUGUAGGGUUUAGGUAUGUCAUUGUGUCUUAUAAAUAUCAUCUAUUGAUAUGUAAAAUCCGCCGCACCAACUCUUUUUAGCGGAUAAGAAAGAUCUCAAUCUUACUAGUUUUUCGUUCGUGUGAUAGAAACACAACGUAAAUUGCUCUCAACUGUGUAGCAAGAUCGCUUGCGUGGCAGUUUCAAACUAAUCAAGCAGAUGGCUGGCGUUAGGCCCUUAACGGAGGAGGAAAAGGAACUUAUGUCAUUAUAUGGCAAACCAAUUACCGUAUAUGAUAUUCUUCAAGCUUUCUCACAGGACAAGGUAUGCACUAUCUUUCUCUAUUUUUCCUAUAACAUUCUUCAAGCUUUCUCACAGGACAAGGUAUGCACUAUCUAUCUACAAGCUUUUAUUAUUUGUCAUGCAGCCACGUUUCCUUCCAAGGUGUUUGAGCUACAAAAUACAGGCGAAGAAAAAUAAGAUGGCAAAUCUAGGUGGAAUAGCAAUUUACAACUAUAUGAAUUGUAACAACAUAAUACUGAAAUCCCAAGUUGUGGAAAGGACUUCUUGCCCAUUUUGCCCAAUGAAAUGUGGAAGCCUCAAGGGCGUGAAACAUCAUUUGAUGUCAUCGCAUGCCUUAUUUGAUUUUAACUUUCGGCUGUCGGAGAAUGGUCAUCCGAAUUUUGAUGUCUCCGUGAAACCUGAUGCAUUCACAAAUGGGGUACUAACUUAUGAUUUAGAGGAGCACAAUCGUGUUAAUAUCUACCUUUAUCGCUCGAAAUCCCGUAUGCGAGGCCAAAGAGCUGGUCCUAAGGGACGUAAAUGUUGUAAGAUUUUUGAGAAGUAUUCAGAAGAUGUCCCUCGUGACAAAGCAAAUGAAAUUUCUCAUGUGAACGGUGAUAAUAUCCCAUCCUCCCUAGCAAGAACUCGCUUGUCGGGACAGACUAGUGACAUUCAGACAAUAACUCAACCAGAGAUAGGUCAGUCUUCUAAAGCUAAGGGGCCUCGUGCUAUUGGGAGAAAAAGGUUAAAUCCACAGCGGGUUGGGGCUGAAAGAACCGAUCUUCUUAGGAGUCGGCAGUUCUAUCACUCUAAAACAUUGCAGCCAAUGACUCUGGAAGAAGUACUGUCUGAUGCGGACAGCGAUAAUGAAGAUGAUCAAGAAUUUAAAGAUUUUCAAGAACGCAUGAAGAUUGAUCGGUUGGUGGAUGCCAGCGAUGAGGAGAAGAGAUUUAUGUGGCUUUGGAACACAUUCAUUAGAAAGCAAAGGGUGUACGCGGAUAAACAUGUUCCUUGGGCAUGUGAAGAGUUCGUAAAAGUUCAUGCGAAAGAGCUGAUCACUCCUAAACUUCUCUGGCAAUGGAGAAUGUUCGCAAUUGAUACGCUGUGUUUAAAAUACGGUCUGAUAUGCGCCAAGACCAUGGACAAAUGCAGUAUCAUCCUGCAGAAGACACAAGAAGCAGAAGAAGCACCAGAAGAAGCGGCGGCAGCAGCAGAAGUGGCGGCAGCGGCAGAAGCGGAGGCAGCAGUGGCGGCAGCAGUGGCAGCAGCAGCAGCGGCAAAAGUGGCAGCAGAUGCAGCGGCAGCAAAAGCAUCCGCCGCUCAAGGCACAAGAAAAAGCGCCAGAACGCAAAAGAAGAAGAAGCAAGAAGCAGCAGCCACCUCUAAAGCUAAUGCUAAUGGCAACGAGCCACAGCCAAUGGAACUUGAUGAAGAAGAACAUUAGCCAUGGUGAGUGUCGGAGGAUCUUCAUUUCUGAACUGAGAGAUCAUAACUAUUUUAAAACUCCCGUACUCAGAUACCAUUUCCUUCCUUUCAAAUUAUGUUGAAGUAAACUUUUAAUUUUAUCUUUAAUAAUCUCAAAGGGUUACAAACUACAAAGACUGAUUAUGAUACCUGAAAAGGAGAUUAAUUCAUGGGUUUUUUUCCUCAUCAAAGGUCAAUGAGGGACAAGUUAGUAUUUAAUUACAAAACAAAGUGUUUUGUUUAUGUUUACAACCCUAGCUUUCUUCUACUAUCUAAUCUGAUCCCUUUUUUUUAUUUA